This is a messenger RNA of Colletotrichum paranaense, 1719 nucleotides long. RefSeq lists its product as uncharacterized. Bases 1 to 1719 code for a protein of 572 amino acids. The transcript has 2 exons. The record is from RefSeq and is a predicted model, not a curated record. NCBI's taxonomy places the organism in Eukaryota, Fungi, Ascomycota, Sordariomycetes, Glomerellales, Glomerellaceae.
AUGACGGCCACCAACUCAAUUGAAACCGCGGCAGCUCCCGAACCUGCCAUGGAGAAGUUCCUUCUGGUCGGUGCUGGCGCUCACGCCAAGAGAACUUAUAUUCCCCAUCUCAAGACUCUUCGUGAAGAGGGCAGGGCCUAUCUCAAAGUUGUUGUCGAUAUCGAGCGAUGCAAGGACAGAGUGGAAGACCUCUUGUUCACCAAGGGAAUGGCUCCGGAUGCGGAGCUGGUUCUGGUCCCGGCCUACGACGGACCCAUGCCUGCCGACGUCGCCGCGCGCCUGAACGAAGUUGUGGCGCGGACUGGAGUGACCUGCGCGGUCAUCAGCACGGAGCCUCUUGCCCAUAAGUCAUAUGGUCUUUGGGCUGUUUCCGCAGGUUUGAACAUCAUCAUGGACAAGCCUAUCUCGACUAGGAACGGCGCAGUCACCGACUUCGAUGCAGCCUUCGGAAUUGCCGAGGACUACCAGGAUCUUGCUGAUGCCUACGAAGAGCUCCGAGAGCGUCAGAUUGCUCAAGGCCAGAAGCCAACAUUCUUCCAGAUGAACAGCCAUCGCCGCUACCACCCUGGAUUCUACUGCACCUUCGACAUGAUCAAGGAGAUUCAGGAGAAGACCAGAUGUCCCGUUACGAACAUCAUCUCAACACAUUGCGAUGGCAAAUGGCGCAUGCCUUCAGAGAUCGUGGAUGAGCCAUACCACCCCUACCGUACAGGCUACGGCAAGGUCUCUCACAGCGGCUACCAUUUCUUUGACAUGAUUUACAACUUUAUGCGAUCCGGCUGGUCCGACACCAAGCGCCCCGACAAGAUGGAGAUUUCCAGCAGCUUUGUACUCCCCGCUGGUUUCGUCACCACCUUGAACGAGGACGACUACGACCACAUCUUUGGAAAGGAGGAGUACGCCAAGUGGAAGAAGUACACCGAUGAGGAGUUGAUGAAGCUCAUGGCCGACAUGGGAGAGAUCGACGCUUCCAUCCAAGUCACCUUCUCUCGCGGGGGUCACGCCAUCGCUAUCGCCCAGAUCAACCUCCUUCACAAUGGCUUUUCCCGCCGCAGCUGGCUGCAGCCCGGCGCUGACCUGUACAAGGGCAACGGAAGAGUCAAGCAUGAGGCCCAUGAGAUCCGCAGCGGCCCUCUGCAGACCAUUGUCAUCGACUCCCGUCAGGCCAACGACAAGCACGACCGCUCCAAGCCCAGCACCGGCGAGAUCGGCACCGACAACCACUUCGAGGUCCACGUCUUCCGCAACCACGACAUCACCGGCGACGAGGCCCCCCUGAAGACCUUCACCGUCGCCGACCUCGACCGCCGCUACAACACCGCUAUGCCCGGCAUCUAUUCCGAGAACGUCAAGCGCGGAAUCUUGUGGGAGGCUGUGGACUUUCUCCACGACAAAAAGACUCUUCCCGAGCUCACCUCCAACUUGGCGGACCACGCCAUCCCCGCCUACAUCAUGAGCGCCGCUUACAUCUCCCACAUCAGGAGAACGCGGGGUCUUGACCCUACCGUCCCCGUCGAGCUCGCUUACGGAGCCGAUGGACUGGCCAAGGCCCACAUUGCCGAGGCUCUGUACAGACCUUUCGAGACUGCGAGUGAUGCCAGCAGUGCUACAGACGUGGACCUGGCGACUCCGCUUGACGAGCCCUUACUCACAGAGGCAUCCAUCAAGGCAGCUAAGCUCGGUCUGACGGAGCCUUUGGCGUCUUUGAACGCGGUUUGA